AUGGAUGUGUAUGAAGAAAUUAUUGAUCCUGAAGCAAACGAAUUUUACGAUAACGUUCGGACAUUUAUUGUUGUAUUCCUCACUGUUGCAUGUCUUCUUCCAACAUCCUACGUUCUUCUUAACUCGAGACGCAAAAUUAAGGAGGCUUACUUGUCUAAAGAGGAUGUAACUGUUCAAAAUUUUGUGCUUCUAGUGAGCAUGUCUAUUGUGUCAUUAUGCAUCAUAAUGGUCUUUAUGCUUCCAUUGUCCAUCCUUGCUAAUGAAGUUUUAAUACUUUUUCCCGAUCGCUAUUAUGUUCAGUGGAUAAAUGCAGGCUUAUUGCAUGCAUUCUUCGUACUGGUGCGUAUAGCAUUUAAAGGAUCCUGUUUUGUGAUACCGUUUAGUUUCUUUCUGAUGUUCUCCCAUACUGCAAACAAAGGAAACAAGGGUUUAUGGUCUCGAUGUUUCUAUUCUAUGCUCUAUGUUGUUGUUACUUACAUCGCUUCAUUUGGCUGCUUAACAGUGUUCGUUUCUACUAUUUUGGUUGCCUUUAAUUCUUCUAAUCUCACAAGUGUACAUGGCUCAGUUUCCCAUUUCCUCCCUCGAGCCUGUUUCUCAUCACCAAACUUUUAUUUUUCUUGGCCAGUUCAACUUUUUGGUGAUAUCAUUUGCUCCAUCGAUAGCAUCUUGCUUCGCACUCAGCAAUCUAUUUCAUACAUCGGUCUUUCCCUACUCUUAGUAUGUAUGCCCAGUGGAAUUUGCGGUCUCAUUCUCAAAAUGAUCAGCUUCUCUCAUUCUACUCAAACACUUUACCAGCCAUCGUCGAUUGAAACCUAUAAUACUGAUUGUGAGUAUCAGUUUCUGCUGGAAAAGUGCUCACAAUAUAUCAAGACGCUCAAUGAACCGUUUCAUCAGCACACAGAUCAGUAUUUCUACCAAAUAGGCGCUCAUUCGGAUAUAAGCUACCGACUAUCUCUUGAUGAAACGGAGCCGCCUAUAAAGUUGAAUGAAGCCCCUCUUAGACGCACUAGUUCUGUCCUCUCAACUGUUGCAUUCGUGUUUCUUAUGAUUGUUUUCAUUGCCUCUGUUAUAUCAACAUCAGUGAAUAUUAUCGCCAUGCUCUAUAGUCUUCUAAUACCCCGCGGUGAGGAAACUGCAGAUCGGUCGUCGUUCAACGACUAUAUCAUCCUUGGUCAUGAAUCGGUCUCAAAGUUUGGUUUCUUUGGAGCUUUCUUGCAGGUGAGUUGUGCGUUUGGUUUGUUAUUGUAUGGUCUCAGAUUCAUAUUGUGA
Molecule: messenger RNA, 1269 nt
Organism: Rodentolepis nana
Lineage: Eukaryota; Metazoa; Platyhelminthes; Cestoda; Cyclophyllidea; Hymenolepididae
Source: the annotation of a GenBank genome assembly